UAAUAAAAAGCUUUCAUCGAAACUUCCCUAAAUCAAGGAAAAAAAAAAAAUGAAGUUCUUAUCAACUCUCAUAGUGGUCUUCUUCUCUCUUUUUCUCUCUUUACUCUUCCAAGCUUCUCAGUCCACAACAAUACUUGUUGAUGGAGUUUCAGAGUGGAAGGACCCAAUUGUUCAUGUUGGUGACUCUGUUAUUUUCAAGCACAAAUAUCACUACAACCUCUACAUUUUUCAGAAUGAAAGAGCCUUCAAUAUCUGUAAUUUCACUCAGGCCACGCUUCUCAGCAAACCCAACUCUAUAUACACGUGGCACCCAUCACGGCCUGGAUUCUUCUACUUCACCUUCAACAAUGGUUCUAUGAAGACAUGCCAAUUGGGCUCUCAAAAGCUCGCCAUAAAGGUCUCUCCAACUUUGGCGCCAAAAAAUUCAGACAUUUCUCCACAACACCCUCCAACGGCUUCCCCGGGACCCGCUUCCGGCGGUGGCAUGGUGUCGACUUCCCCGCCUUAUCCGUGGCCAUUCCGCCCGAAGGAGGCGGCUUCGCCGACGCCGGAACCCUCCGCCAGAUCACCGGGGGUCAUGCCGUCAUUAGUGCCCGAUAAGGGCGGCGCCAUUCCCUUCAUCAACAGCAAUCCGGCGGUUCCUCUGCCUACCGGAGAAGUGGACUCUGCCACUAUUAGACCUCUGCCCAUCUCUGGCCAUGGAAAGCAGGGAAUGGUGGGGUUUUUCGCAGCAGAAAUGGCUGUUUUUUGUUUGGCUCUCCUCAUACUGUAAAAAGUGUAGAAGAGAGAGAGAGAGAGUUGUGGGUGUAAUUUAUAUAUGCAGGAAAUUAAAUUGUGAGGUAUGGUUUAAUGUGCAAAAGAAUGGUAGUUGGGUGGAUUUUGAGUCUAAAGUAGCUUUAAGAGUGAUCAUUAAACCAUGUAUUGUGGAUGCUCUUCGACCCUACUUUGGAAUCAUUGGGUACUUUUGGUCCUUUGGUCUUGCCUUGCAUUCGAUUACUACUUUUUCAACUUUGUAGUAGUUCUUUACCUUAUAUUAU
Molecule: messenger RNA, 1037 nt
Organism: Morus notabilis
Lineage: Eukaryota; Viridiplantae; Streptophyta; Magnoliopsida; Rosales; Moraceae
Exons: 4
Coding region: 50-772 (240 amino acids)
Source: RefSeq, a predicted model, not a curated record